Molecule: messenger RNA, 2910 nt
Organism: Cinclus cinclus
Lineage: Eukaryota; Metazoa; Chordata; Aves; Passeriformes; Cinclidae
Gene: CAB39L
Product: calcium binding protein 39 like
Exons: 8
Coding region: 1388-2392 (334 amino acids)
Biological process (GO): intracellular signal transduction
Molecular function (GO): protein serine/threonine kinase activator activity
Source: RefSeq, a predicted model, not a curated record
AUUAAUAUCAUAGAUUAUUUGGGGAUUAGUAACACAUGAAUGUAUGGCUCAAAUGGGAUCAUAUUUCCUGAUGGGCUCUGUAGUGUGCCCAUAGUAACAAUGCAGGAUGAGAGGAGUUGGUUCUUUGGGACCACUGGGGUUUUUUUUACACUGUGUGUAUUGUGCUUGUUUAGUUCUCUCAUUUGAAGCCUCUUGUAUAAAGCUUUUUUAAAAUUGAAAAUGUCAGAGAAUAAUGGGAUUGAAGUGGUUUGUUUGUGCAUUUUAUGUUUUCACAACUAAUUUUACAAUUGUAUGUAUGGAGGAAUUGUGAUUAUUUUUCUUUUGUUGUGGAAGAUGAAAGCUUGAGGGGUUUUUUUGCUUUUUUCUUUUUUGUAUGUUUUGUUUUCCUUUUACCUCUUUUUUUUUCAUUGUACAAACUGGAAUGCAGUCCAGAACAGUGCUGAGCUUCUAACUAGAAUGUAUUUCCAUCUGUAGUCAGUCAUUGACUUCAAUAGAUCUUUGUAUUGGACCCUCAGCAAAACCCAUAAGAAUUCAGAGCCUAAGGCUUUUUAAGAUCAGAAACUGAGCUACUUGGUUUCUUUCAUAUAUAAAUACAGUGAUGUGGUAUUUGCCUUUCUAACCAUACAGAAGAAGAAUGUUUUAAAUUAAACAAACAAUCCAUUUUCAUUAAAAUGCUCAGUCUGUCAUUUAAAUGACAUGAAUACAUUUGUCUUUAUAUUUGGGCUUGAUCCUCUGUUCCUUAUUUAACUCGGGCAAUGUUCUACCCAAGUGAGAUCUGACCCACAGAUUCUUGAACCCUGUCAGACUUAUGGGAUACCUUGAACUGCUUCCUCUCAAGGUCCCCUAAGAUAACAAAGCAAAGUGACUGAAGAAGGAGAGAUGGCAGAGAAGCUGGGACUCCAAUUUACAGUGCUCUAAACAAAGGGUACUUUAGGUGUGCUGGCAUCUACUGUUGGUUUUCUGCACUGUGAUGGAGCUGGUGAAGUCUGACAGAAACCCAUAUGUGAAAUCUAGUGGAGCCUGCCAGAUGCGCGGUGUCCAAAAUACCUUGGACAUAGGUAUGGACUUGCUGGAGAGAUGACCUGCAGGAAACAUCCAGCUCCUGUGCAGGUGCAGAGUAGUUGCUUUUCGUGUUCUGAUGGUGGCUUGCGAAUCCUCGAUGAACUUGAGAAAACUAGACAUGUGAACCUUUACUGCUCCAAUGGGUGGCUGAAGCAAAAUGUAAUGCCUGAGGUGUAACCUUCUCUUGUUCAUAAGGUCUUUGUGUGGUUUUAUUGCAUUUUUGUAUAAACCUUAAAUGCUGUUGUUUUUUUGUUUGUUUGUUUGUUUUUUUGUCUGAUUUAAGGGAGUCCUAUCCUGAAGAAAGAAAUCCAGGUGAAGGAAGACCAUGCCUUUGUUUAGUAAAUCACACAAAAAUCCUGCUGAGAUUGUGAAAGUUCUGAAAGAAAACAUGGCCAUAUUGGAAAAACAAGAAAAAAAGACAGACAAGGCAUCAGAGGAAGUGUCAAAAUCUCUGCAAGCAAUGAAGGAAAUUCUGUGUGGGACCACAGACAAAGAGCCACCCACAGAAAUCGUGGCCCAGCUGGCACAAGAGCUCUACAACAGUGGCCUUCUAGUGACACUUAUUGCCAACCUGCAGCUGAUAGAUUUUGAGGGCAAAAAGGAUGUUUCCCAGAUAUUCAACAAUAUCUUGAGAAGACAAAUUGGCACACGCAGCCCUACUGUGGAAUACAUUAGUGCCCAUCCACAUAUCCUAUUCAUGCUUCUAAAAGGAUAUGAAUCCCCAAAUAUUGCCUUACGUUGUGGAAUUAUGCUGAGGGAGUGUAUCCGCCAUGAACCCCUGGCCAAAAUCAUACUAUUUUCAGAACAGUUCAGAGACUUUUUUAAAUAUGUGGAAAUGUCAACAUUUGAUAUUGCUUCUGAUGCCUUUGCUACAUUCAAGGACCUGUUAACACGACACAAAUUGUUGGUGGCAGAAUUUCUGGAACAAAAUUAUGAUGUAAUCUUUGAGGAUUAUGAAAAACUCCUUCAUUCUGAGAAUUACGUAACAAAGAGACAAUCUUUGAAGCUUCUGGGUGAACUGAUUCUGGACCGACACAACUUUGCCAUCAUGACAAAAUACAUCAGCAAACCAGAAAACCUGAAGCUGAUGAUGAACUUGCUGAGAGACAAAAGCCCCAACAUUCAGUUUGAAGCAUUCCAUGUGUUCAAGGUUUUUGUGGCCAGUCCAAACAAAACACAGCCUAUUGUGGAGAUCCUGUUGAAAAACCAACCCAAGCUAAUUGAGUUUCUGAGCAAUUUCCAGAAAGAAAGGACAGACGACGAACAAUUCACUGAUGAGAAGAACUACCUGAUUAAGCAAAUCCGAGACUUGAAAAAGCCAACGGCAUGAAAAACACCUCUUGUUUUCCACUGUAGGCAUUAAUCUCAGUUGUUAAGUUCCUCUGUGUCCCUUAAACACCACAAUAGUGCUUGAGAAGGCACAAGUGCCUGGUUUUUAUUUUGUCUUUGUUCCUAGAUGUCAAGAAUAUAGGGGUUUUACAUGAGAACUAAAAAACCAAAAAUCUAGAAUAAUAUAUGAUUUUUAAUCAAGCCUAUAAUUAUUUAUGUCAGUUUAGAAUUUCUCUGUAAUAGAAGCUGAUUUGACAAAUGUUUUUUUUGUGCUCAAGAAGAAUGAACCUUUUUGCUUAACUUUAUCAAAAAACUCAAGCACUGGCAAGUGCACAGAGCAGAAAUUCUGAGGACUGUGACAUUGUCCCUUCACACCUGUAGUUGUGACUUGGUUCUAGCACUGCACACACACAAGACUGUGAAAGAGUACAUUGGUCUCUGGAGUUAGCUGCACUUAUAGGUCAGGUUCUUUAGUGAAAGCUACAGAAGGUGAAAAAGCAGUAAAGGUCAUGUUUUUGC